GCAGGAGGGGACAGGGCAUCUGCAUGGGGGUGGGUUCUGGUCUAGGAGGGACAAGGUCCGGAGCCAGCAGAGCUGCAUGAAGGAUUGAAGGCUGCUGGGGAGGGCGGCAGGAGAGGAUGGAGGAUUCUGCCAGGUGGUGGGGGAGGGGAGUAUGAAUGUUAUUAGCCUGCUGACCGCUCAGCUCCUACUUAGCUGGACAGGCUUGUACUGAACAAGUACCUUCCCUCCAUGCAGUGGCUCUGUGAUAGCCAUGGUCAGACAGCCUUAAUAGGAAGUGAAGUGCUCUCAAGGCAGAUUUUUAGAGCUAGAAGGCAUCAGAGACCACUUGUCUACUAGAAAAAGCAAGAAGCAGAAUCUCAGAGAGUUCGGUGACUCUCCCAGGGCCAGGGCACCAAGGACGAGGAGAGCGACAACUCAGUCUGCUGACUCCCACAUGUGGAGGGAGCAGCUGGGACCUGAUAGUGGAUCCUGUGGGGGAGGAGGGCGUGCUGUGGGGACAGGAGCAGUCACGCUGCAGACACAGCGGACCCUCUAAGCUUCCAGACUCUGAGUGACUGAGUCAUUUUUCAGUCAUUGUUUUCUUUCAUGCCAGUGGCAUUUUGUAGCAGCUCUCUCUGUACUAAGUGUCUGCUGGGCUCUGGGUGAUGGAAGAGACCUUUCCAGAAACCACUCUAGGGAAGUUCAUGGCAACCCUGCAAGGUCUUGUGCACCCUAAGGUUUAGAGUCUCCUUACAUGAACAUGGCUGACCAUCAGGACAACACUCUGAGGAUCGUUCUGGUAGGGACGACUGGAAGAGGGAAAAGUGCCACAGCAAACACCAUCCUUGGGGCAAAAAUAUUUGCUUCUAAAAUUUCUGCGUAUCCAGUUACCAAGACUUGUCAAAAAGCAACCCGGAAAUGGAAGGGGAGAGACCUUCUCGUUAUUGACACCCCAGGGCUCUGUUACACCGACAGCCUGGGCACCACAUAUUCUAAAAUCAGCAAUUGCAUCAUCUUCUCCUGCCCAGGCCCUCACGCCAUUAUCGUGGUUUUGCAAGUGAGCCGCUUCACAGUGGAAGAGCAGAAAACAAUUGCACUGAUCAAGGCUGUCUUUGGGGAGCCAGCCAUGAAGUACAUGAUCAUCUUGUUCACUCGCAAGGAUGAGCUGGAAAAUCAGAGCCUCAGUGACUUUAUAGAAGAGUCAGAUGAGAAGCUAAAAACGGUCGUUAAGGAGUGUGGGAAUCGCUGCUGUGCCUUCGACAACAAAGCAGGCGAGGCUGAGAAGGAAGGUCAAGUGCAGGAGCUGGUGGAGCUGAUAGAGACCACGGUGCAGGGAGGGGCAUACUUCUCUGAUGACACUUACAAGGAAACAGAGGAAAGUCUGAGACGACAGGCAGAAGUUCUGAAGAAAUCCUACACUGAUCAACUAAAUGCAGACAUUCUUCAAGUAGAGAAGAAAUGUGAUAAAUUAAAGCAGGAAAAGGAGGAAAAAAUAAGAUCACUAAAGAUGGAAUAUGACAAAAAAAUAAGAAAUAUAAGGGUGGAAGCCGAGAGGAAUGUAUUCACAGAUGUUUUAAAGGUGCUGAAGGGGAUGCUUUCAGGAAUAUGGCAUAUGUUUUCGAAAUAAUCUAAAUUCCAUUGUUUCUUUUAAUUUGUUGUGAUUUGCUAAUGUGGGGAUAUAUAUUUUACAAAGUGGCUACAAAAAUAUCUCCCAUCCAAGACUUACUGAGGUACAACUGACAAAUAAAACUUGUGAUAUUUUGAUA
Molecule: messenger RNA, 1745 nt
Organism: Tupaia belangeri chinensis (Chinese tree shrew)
Lineage: Eukaryota; Metazoa; Chordata; Mammalia; Scandentia; Tupaiidae
Product: GTPase IMAP family member 7
Exons: 2
Coding region: 734-1606 (290 amino acids)
Molecular function (GO): GTP binding
Source: RefSeq, a predicted model, not a curated record